AUGUUUUCCUACGGAGAGGAGAUGUCCACAGAUCCCACGGAGGCUCAGUUCGUGAAGAUGCUCACCUUCAUGAAGCAGCCGAAGCAGGUGCUCGAGGUCGGCAUGUUCACAGGCUAUGGCGCCAUGGCCAUUGCCGAGGCUUUGCCGGCCGAUGGGAAGAUCACUUCUCUGGAUAUCGAUCCUUUUCUGAAGACCUGGGUGGAAGAUGUCACCAAAGACUUCCCGGAGGGCGCCAAGCAUGAGAUUGUGGUUGGCCCGGCACUGGACUCAUUGCAAACCAUCGAGGGCAAGUAUGAUCUCGUCUUCAUUGAUGCCAACAAGGCCGAGUACAAAGCUUACGUAGAAACGCUUCUCGAGAGAGACCUGCUGCAGAAGGACGUGAUGAUCAUAGCGGACAACACCCUCUACGUGGGCUACCCGAUGCUGUCCGAGACCUACGACACUCAGCCGGCUCGCCGAGGCUUUGGUGAUGCCGUUCGGGAGUUCAAUGCCUGGGUGCGUGACCACCCCAAGCUCGAGCAGGCUCGCAUUUACAUCAUACUCACUCUCCGCUCUUAG
Symbiodinium necroappetens is the source of this 558-nucleotide messenger RNA. The record is from the annotation of a GenBank genome assembly. NCBI's taxonomy places the organism in Eukaryota, Dinophyceae, Suessiales, Symbiodiniaceae.